Molecule: messenger RNA, 1344 nt
Organism: Exophiala mesophila
Lineage: Eukaryota; Fungi; Ascomycota; Eurotiomycetes; Chaetothyriales; Herpotrichiellaceae
Exons: 3
Coding region: 45-1136 (363 amino acids)
Biological process (GO): mitochondrial translation
Cellular component (GO): mitochondrial large ribosomal subunit; ribosome
Molecular function (GO): structural constituent of ribosome
Source: RefSeq, a predicted model, not a curated record
UCCCACUCUCGCCCGUUAUUCUUGUGUGAAGCAUCUCGGGAGCAAUGCCUCGAGCUUCUCGAGUCCCUCCAAGGCUCGUCACCAACCCUUUCCAGAAACCACCUCCCAGAGGCAAGGCGCCUCGAUUGUGGAAUGCCAAACGAAGGAUCCCAAGCUUGGUGGGAUUGUCCCGACGAGACUUAUUGAGACAAGAUGCUGGGACACCGACCUUUCGUCCUGCUGAUGAAUUGUUCGGAUACGACCUUCAGAGAGCGCGAACCCGCCCUUCGCCAGAAGCUGAAAUCGCAGAGAUUGAAUUGAGACGAGUCAAGCUUCGUGCUGCCAGCCCUCCGGAAGACACCAACUGGUGGCAGCAGGAUCAAAACCGCGUCCUACAAUACAUGCAAAAUCACCCCAUCUAUAGCAAGCUCUCACUGGACGUCCAAACCUUUAUCGUCGCCAAUCCACAGCUCGAUGACAAGGCACUUCGAAGAAUGAUGUCUAAUCCCCCGGCAUAUUUCCGUACAUCCCGAAACGUUCCCUUGGAACAACGACAGCAAGUUUACUUCCCUCAAGUACACGAGGCGGUCAUCCUCCUUCGCACCCCCAAUCUCUCACCUAAUUUCGCAUGCUUCGAGGUUCCCCUACGCUUCAACAAACUCGAUAUGCGAGACUACCUCAAGUCGGUGUACGAUGUCGAUGUUCUACAAGUCCGAAGCUACAUCCAUCAGACAAAAGAUAGGGAAGUGAGAACACUCUCCAAAUUUGGAGCACCCCGAUUUGCCCGGAUACCCAAUAUCAAGAAGAUGACAGUACAAUUGGUCAACCCAUUUGUAUGGCCUGAAGAGAUUACAGAUCUUAAACCAUGGGAUCACGAAGAAUUCUGGCGCACGUCGAUACUGUCGCGAAAAGAAAUGGAGGCGCAAAUGAAGAUGCCAUUAAAAGCGGACUCGGUACAGCGAGCUGCUCUCAAAAGGGAAGCCAAAUCAGUCAUCGCCGGAAAGUCCAAGUCGCAGUGGAAGCCGACAUGGCACGAACUGCACAGCAGUGCCAAAGUCAUGGACGAUUCUCUGAUGAGCGUCCCGCCACCGAGACCACAGCCUCAAAUCCUGUUUACCAAAAAGAGUUGGAAGAGGAGACCAUCAAUGCCCUUAUAGGCUGAUUGACGAGUGCCUCGUAGACUUUUGUGGUUGUGGAGAUUGAUCUCGCCCAUAGAUGUGUUUUACAUUGGGGAAUUCGUUGUAUAUACCAAAAACCUGGGACGAGAGAGGUGGGUAUGCAUUGCUUCAUAUGCAAGCGCUGUAUCAACAAUAAAAAGGAUGGCGAGAUUCCGUUAGAGGAUCUUCAAUUCCAAUUGUUCAUUGA